CUACAUUGUUUUCAGUCAUUGGAAGAGUUGGCAACACUAGUGAGAGCCUGUGUGAACAGAGAACUUUUCUCAUACUAUAAAUAGAAAAACCUUUUCGAUUCCUUGUGGACCGGGUGGAAGUCUAAACCGAAAACCAGGCAGCCAAAUGUCAAGGUCUUCUUUUGUGGCUGUGAGCGGAAGUGCACAACAGAGUCCGCCCUCUGCUUUCGAAGUAUCAUUUGACGAGAAAAGUUGGCAUGAUAUUGACAAAUUGCCCUUAAAACAUAAAUCGCUUAAUGUUUGCUAAAGCUACUGACGUUUGCAGUUGAAUCGCAGUACAGCUUUAACGCAAACUACGUGAAGAUUGUAUUUCAAACUGUAUUUUUACUGCGCCUGUUGAAAUCGACUGGCAUUUUACUUAUCUGGUAAUUGUAAAACCAGUUAUUAAUUUCGGUGCGUUCCUUUUAUUAUUUGCAUCUAAGUUGCAUAGCCAACCGGCUUUGAACGUAUCACCAAGAGAAGCAUGGAUGACAAGGGACCCGCUGAAGAUUCUGGUCCAGAUAGAGGUUCCUUCAGUGAUUUAGGGACAAGCGUCGCAGCCAAGUUUCAACAAAAUGACAGACGAGAUAAGGCAACUCCGUUUCACAUCGUCAGUGAUCCAGGAUUUCAUCGCAGCAAACGACUUGGGAGCUCAUCUGUCAACAAAAUAGGGACUUCCGCUCGCCUGCUUCUUUGUACAUCUGGGGAUCUUAGUGUCCAAUGUAUUCAGAAGAAAGUGGCUACAGCAUCCAUGGGAGACCAAAAACCAAGUACUGGACCCAAUCAGACCACCUCAAUUGAAAAAACAAGUCCACUUGGAGUUGAGCUGGCCGCGAGGAAAGCGGCUAAGUUGGAUCUAAGUAUGGAUACCUGUGCACCACCUCAGAUGACGGAGCUUGAAGAUAGUGAAAGAAGAGACGCCUUCACCUCCACCAAACCUCACUCAGCAACCAAGAGGAAGAAAAGGAAGAUGGGACUGUACAACCUUGUACCGAAGAAGAAGGCAAAACCCCUUAAAAAGCAGGAACAGGAUGAUUCUCAAAAUGUGCAGAGGAACCACGUUGCAGCCGAUGGGAUGAUAUCCAACAUGGCAAAAUCCGGAGAAGCCUCAAUUACUACAAAUACUUUAGCGACGGAAAUACAACCGGGAGAAGCAAGCCAUGUUGAAUACACGGAGCUGAAUUUGGACUGCCUCGAUCUAAAAGCUCAGGAAAAGCUGCUACUACCACACUCAACAGCGCCUGCUGAGGUAACUGAAACAGACCUGACCGAGGAGUUACCAUUGUGCUGCUGUCGUAUGGAGACGCCUCCCAGUGGAGGUGUGUUGACCGCUCUGGAUCAGACCUGCAUGGCCAUGGAGAUCACAGAUGGAAUGGUGAGUCGUUGCCAGAAACGGGUGAUGAAGCACGAAAUGAUGAGACCCUCCAAUAUGGUCCAUUUGUUGCUUCUGUGUGAGAAUCACAGAACCAGCAUGGUUAAACACCAAUGCUGUCCUGGCUGUGGGCUCUUCUGUAGUGCGGGUACCUUCAUAGAGUGCCAGCCGUAUGGCAGCAUUUCCCAUCGGUUCCACAGGGAUUGUGCUUCCAUAUUGAAGGGUCACAGAUUUUGCCCUCACUGUGGAGAGGAUGCCAGUAGCGCAAAGGAGGUCACAGUACCGAAGAACAAUACCUUGCCUACAUCGCACCCAGGACCAUCGCUUCCAGCUGUGCCACCCGGUCCCCCUACUCAGCCACUCAGAGCUAAAAAGACCAGUGAGCCACAUAAGAGUAGAGAGCUCAACCUUGGCAGGGACGAGGCGGCGUGUACUGCUGACAGACCAGCCAAAGAAUCACUAGAGAGUAUACUGAUGAGACUAGAUGAUGAAAAUCUAAAACCACCUGAAGUGAAUUCCUCUACCAGACAGCUCUACCUUUCUGCAAAACAAGGAGAUCUUCAGAGGGUCAUUCAUCUUUUGGUUGACGGAAAGGAUCCCAACUUUUUGAUGGAUGGACAAAACAAAUGCUCACCCCUGCAUGCUGCUGCAGCUGAAGGUCAUCAGGAGAUUUGCCAUGUGUUGAUCCAGGCUGGAGCUCACCUGGACAUGUUUGAUGAAAAUCAGAAAACACCCCUGAUGACUGCUUGUGAAAAUAAUCAUUUGGACACAGUCAAGUACCUGAUCAGGGCCGGUGCAGCCAUUAAUCACAAGGAUGUAAUGGGGUUCACCUGUCUGCAUCUGGCUUCCAAACUGGGACAUUAUGACAUCGUGCAGCAUCUACUCUCCAGGACAUCCAAGUACCUGAACUCUCAGGAUGAUGGUGGAUGGACCCCCAUCAGCUGGGCAAUCGAGCAUAAACACAAGAACGUGUUCUACCUAUUGCUGUCCGAAGGGGCUGACGUUAACAUCCGAGACAAGGAACAGAACGUCUGCUUGCACUGGGCAGCCUUAUCAGGGUGUGCUGAUGUUGCCCAGGCGCUUCUGGAUUCCCAGUGUGACUUGAAUGCCACCAAUGUACACGGAGACCUGCCGAUUCAUGUGGCUGCCAGAGAAGACCACUUGGAAUGUGUGAUGUUGUUUUUGUCUCGUGGAGUUGACCUCCGUCAGAAGAACAGGGAAGGACAAACUGCUUUGGACUGCUGCACGAACGGCUCAAAUGUAUGGAUGGCCCUCAACACAAGCAAAAAGCUGACAGAUACCAGAAGGAACAGGGACUGUCUUGGAGAGCAGCUGCUCAGCAGGGAUAUUUCUCGUGGAUAUGAAGCAGUUCCCAUAACCUGUGUCAAUGGAGUUGACAGCGAACCAAGCCCUGGAAACUUUAAAUAUUUACCAGACAACUGUGUCACUUCUCCACUCAACAUUGACAAGGACAUCACUCACCUGCAGCACUGCAGUUGCACAGAUGACUGCUCAUCCAGUACCUGCAUGUGUGGUCAGCUCAGUCUACGAUGUUGGUAUGACAAUGAGGGCCGGCUACCACCAGACUUUUGUCAGCAAGAUCCUCCGGUUCUCUUUGAGUGCAACCAUGCCUGCUCGUGUUGGAGAACAUGCAAAAAUCGAAUCGUGCAAAAUGGAUUGAGGGUGCGACUACAGCUCUUUAGAACACAGAAAAUGGGCUGGGGUGUUAGAGUCAUGCAAGAUGUCCCUCAAGGAACAUUUAUUUGCGAAUAUGUUGGUGAGAUUAUCACUGACACAGAAGCAAACAAAAGAGAGAACGACUCGUUCCUCUUUACUCUUGACAAUAAGGUGGGUGACGUUCACUGCAUCGAUGCAAGGCUUUUUGGCAACAUCGGCCGCUUCAUUAACCAUCUUUGUGAGCCCAACCUGUUGGCUGUGAAGGUGUUCACCAUGCACCAGGAUUUGCGCUUUCCAAGGAUUGCCUUCUUCUCCAGCAGGCCGAUCAAAGCCGGAGAGCAGAUUGGGUUUGAUUAUGGUGACGACUACUGGACGGUGAAGAGGAAAUACUUCAGCUGUGAGUGUGGGUCAGUGAAGUGUCGCUACUUCUCCAGGACAUAGACCUUGGUGACCACAGAGAAAGUUUUGUGGGAGUUAAUAUCUAUAUGUAUGUGUUUCUUAAGCUGUUCAACAAUUAUUAAAUGAGAUUGGCCCCAACUAACAGGAACAUCAGUUAUUUAAGGAGGACACAGGAAAAGUUACCAAAGUUUAUUAAUGUAGAAACAAAGAAAAAGAAAGAAAAACCACUCCCUUGCCCAAAGAAACAAAAGGACGGUGAGGUGAACAGGUCAACUUUGUACAGAGCUGUCGUACUGUCACCGCACCACUAUCCUUAAAUAAGAAAAAAAAAAACACAACAAAACCGAAAACAGGACCGCCAGUCACACCAGUUCACACAAGAACUAAAAAGUCAUAGAAAAGACACAAAACCUGCUACUCAGGACCAUACCGAGGUGGAACCAAGUCUGCCACCAACGGAGGCAGCAUUCAGAGUGGAAGGUGGAGGGCGGAGAGCCAGAGAGAGUCCCUGCCCUGAGGCCUCCAUGGGUCCUUCAGCUGCUUCCUGCAAAAAACAAGACCUUUCAAUUAACAAAAUAAAAAAGUGGUCAAACAUAACACCAUCGUUCAUUAGCAACAUAAGCUAACAAGUUAAAUGUACAAUCCAGGUUUAAUCCCUAAAUAUGCCUCAAACACUUAUUAUUAAACAUAUUUAAAGUAUAAAAUGUAUAGCUAGUCAUCACUAAUGAAUGACAAUGUAAGAUGACAAUGACUAUUCAUGAACUCACGAGUCCCAUUCACAGCACACAUGGUGCAUUCAAGGACCACCAAACUUGUGAAAAAAGUGUGAAAUCUCUGGGUGAAAGCAUUAUAAAUGAAAAUGAAACUGAAGACACAAAUAUGUAAACAAUGUGGGGUUUUUGUGGUACAACAGUGGUACCUGUGGUACAACAGUGGUACAUGUAUGGU
This is a messenger RNA of Doryrhamphus excisus (bluestripe pipefish), 4414 nucleotides long. NCBI's taxonomy places the organism in Eukaryota, Metazoa, Chordata, Actinopteri, Syngnathiformes, Syngnathidae. The record is from RefSeq and is a predicted model, not a curated record.